Mycotypha africana is the source of this 1218-nucleotide messenger RNA. RefSeq lists its product as uncharacterized. The transcript has 2 exons. NCBI's taxonomy places the organism in Eukaryota, Fungi, Mucoromycota, Mucoromycetes, Mucorales, Mycotyphaceae. The coding region runs from base 83 to 808 and encodes 241 amino acids. The record is from RefSeq and is a predicted model, not a curated record.
AAACAGCAAAAGGGCGGAACUACGCUUUCGAUAGACAAGACAUAAAAGAAAAAAAGCCAAGGCACGCGCUUUACAUACCAUCAUGACAAAUAUGUUUUAUAGUAAAGCAUUUCUUUCGAACAAUAAUGAUGAUGCUGAAGAAGAAUGGUUUUUAUCACAGCUGGAUAAAAUGUCUACUACUGAAACACCACUAUCACCGCCACUGGGCAAGAAAGAACGUGCGCAAACAACCAGACCGUAUGGUACGAAUGGAAGAACUCUCUCCUUCUCAGGUGCAUUUAGUUGCGCCAACAACAAGGGCUGGCAUUCAUUAUGGUCUAAUCCGACUUGGCAGACUAGUAAUGAUGCUUCUUCUGAUAACAGCAGUCAAAGAACCCGUUCUGUAUCUGCCUUACAACUUCCUUCUAUCUCAAACCUAUCGUUAUAUAAUAAUAUUUCCUCAGCAACCACGGCAGCAGUAGACGAUUAUUUUGGCAACCACGAUUCUACAAAUACAGCUACUAUCUCUUCGGCUUGUACUUUAACUCACGAUUUCAAUAAAUCAGCUUUUCCUUCCCCGCUCUCAACCGGUACAACGGUUCAUGCAGCGUGCACACCUGCUGCUGCAAUAGGUACAGCACCGAUGACUGAUAACCGCCAAAACAAUGAGAACAAUAAUAUAAUAACAGCAAAUUACCUUUAUAAUUUGAAGUUGAAUGGAAAUAAUGAUCGUCUUUGUUGGUCGGUUGAUUCUAUACCGUCACACCCUUUAAAAAGCACACUCAACAGAAGAACGCAGGCAUUCGAUUGCUGUCACCCCUCCCUUUAGUACUUUACCUUGCUUUGACGGUGUACCCCCUUAUUAUCGCUUGCAGACACCGGGUGUUGACAGUAGAAGCUGGGAUCCUAUGCAUCCUAAUCGUCCACCCACGCCUCCAUCGUAUUCUUUCGCAACUGAUUCCUCGUACGUCAAUAAAGAACAUACCCAGCAAAUUCAACAGCAACAAAUAGAUGAAUAUUUCAGUCGAAAUACAAAGACGCCAUCGAUACCUACUGUCCAAGAUUUUGGAAAAGGCAUACCCAAUGAUCAAUUAAAACCAGAUCAAAGUGUUUACAAGGUUCAGUUUAGAUGUAACAGAAGAUUCAAUUACUACUACCUAUCGGCAGAUACCAACAUAGACGUGAAAAUCAACGAUUCAGUCAUUGUACAGGGUGACCGAGGAUAUGAUUUGGGAGAAG